Frankliniella occidentalis (western flower thrips) is the source of this 2366-nucleotide messenger RNA. RefSeq lists its product as uncharacterized. The record is from RefSeq and is a predicted model, not a curated record. The transcript has 8 exons. The coding region runs from base 1032 to 2210 and encodes 392 amino acids. NCBI's taxonomy places the organism in Eukaryota, Metazoa, Arthropoda, Insecta, Thysanoptera, Thripidae.
AUGGGGUGCGGGUAUCGACUCCCGAUAGCAGACCGCAGAGGGGCUCCACGUGGCACGCGGGCUGCAGCUGCAAUCGUGUCAGCGCUUUUUCUAAUUUGCCAAAGGAGUGCUGAGGCUGAGAAGGAAGCGGGAGGAAGGAUAAAGAUUUAUAACAAAAAGAUGAGGAAAUCAGCGGUCUUUCAUGAUAACUCGGCCAUUGUCAAAUAUGGGUCAAAAGCGUGCACCGUCAGGACAGAGCCUCAUACUAAUCAGGACGUCCACCCCCUAAGCUUAAAGGUGAUAAUCAAUCAGCCAGUCCUAUCGUACACACACUGAGACAGAAGGGCAAGAAGGGACCAGAAGCGGAGGGCGACCACCUGGGAGAUAAGCGUGACCUGACGCUCGGAGCAAACAUGUUGUCGCGCGCGGCACAAGUCCUUGCGCUACGCGGCGCUAUGCGUCCGGGAGCAUGCGGCGGCAGCAAUUGCCUGAUAGAUUAGUGCUAUUUUUACCUCGGCGCACCCACCGCUGCGAGCUAGCUAGAGACCUACAGGGUGGUCCAUAGACCCCUUCCUUUAUUUUGCUUAUACUGUACCGGAUGCAGGUGUGCGGCCGGGUUGCAUACUCGCACGGGGCCAUAAGGCGCCGUGGGGAGCGACGGUAGGCAAGCCCGUCCGCAAGCCUGCAUGCGGUACAGUAUAAUCAAAAUAAAGGAAGGGGUCUGUGGACCACCCUGUAUAGAGACGAGAGACGAGGGCGUCACUUUUGCCCUACUAAAUUUCAACAGCAGCGCACCGGCGGCACCGGCAUCAAUGGCGUGUGCCGGAUCGAAAACAAUACAGUGAAUUGCCCCGGCAACAGGGGUGGGGCCGGUGGGGCACCCGCAGACGCCAGCAGCUGCCAGAGACGGCUGACCACAGCUGCAUGUCCAGCAGCAGACCACAGCACCGGGCGGCCGCGGCGGCGGCGCGGUCGUGGUCCCCCGGGGGGCGCGGGGAGGAGGGCACGCGAGAGGCAAUCGGCGGGUAAAGCCACCCUCCCCCUCAGCAGCAAUGCCGGACACGCCGGAGGACGCUGAGGACCCCGCGGCCGCCGGGCCGGAGUGUCAAUCCCAGAAGCGUCCCCAAAGAGAGGCCGAGGACGGGUCCAGGGCGGUGACGCGGGGCCGGGCCCUGUGCAGCAUCCGCCCGCCCUUCUGGUGGUACGGCGGGCGCAACUGCCCGGCGCGCCCCGGCGGCGACCCGGACGACUACGAGCCGCGGCCCCACCGCGUCGUGCGGGUCCCCGAGGCCAUCCCCAACCUCCUGCAGCGCCUGGGCGUGGACAGCGAGGGCCAGUACCUGCCCGGGCAGCAGCAGCAGCGGGCCGGCGACUCGCCCCCCGAGGUACCAGACAACGUCCUUCCUGGUGACGUCGACGGUGGCGACGAGGCUCGCAGCCACGAGUUCUGCAGCUGCCGCAAGGAGACGUGGGUCCGAGGGGGACCGCUGGGGCCCAACCGUCCGGAUCCGUCGCAGGGCUGCCGGUGCGCGUGCUGCAGGCCUAGGCGCCCGCCGAGGCCGUCGCCGACCCGGGCUGUCGCGAUCCCCCUUGAAACUCCCGUUGAAACCUGGCAGGCUCGCCCCCCGUUCUGGUGGUGGUGCCACGACAAGCGGUCCGAGCGGCCUGGUGGGGACCCCGCCCUGUACGCCCCGAUCUUCCCCGUCAAGCAGUCCCAGCCAGGGCCGCCGCUCGCGCACCGACUGGAGGUGGACGACCCAGGCUUUUACAUACCCGGACAAGUUAUUUUCGGUUUCACACCCCCAAUCCAUCAGUACUGGCUGGAGCCGACACCAGAGCAUUGCCCGGACGAUUAUCUGACGCUUAGUGGGCUGGAGUCCCGGGCGGGGGCGGGGGCGCCCUGGGAGGCGAUGCUCCCGCUCGGUGACCCGACCCCGAGCUGCUCGCGCCAUGGUGGGCUCCCGAUGCACCCGGACGCGCUGCCCAGCCUUCUGUAUUCGGAGAUGGUCGGAGCGCGAGCUGCACCGCCUCAAAGGAACCUGCGGAAACCAAACCCCGGCUUCCACCGCGCCGAGGCCUGCGACACGUGCUGCAAUCAGUCUGUUCAAACAAUGGCGAGCGUACUCCCGUACGGAUGGAGGGGCUGGCCUGGCGUCAAAAAGGCCCACAUGUUUUACCGAGACCUGCACCCUUGCCAAAGAUUGGCGCACUGUACGAGAUGCAAGUGUUGACUGACUUCCUCUUUCGGCGACGAAGCGACAAUGUUCAAGUUCGGCGCCUUCAGGGAACUAUUUACAGCUUGGCCAAUGUGAAAAAGAAAAUGCACGCGCCCUCACGGAAUAAACGCAGUAGCCAGGAGACGUAGCGAACUUCGAUUGUUACCUUGG